UCCGGUAUUUGGAGUCCUUCAUGAGUUCAAACUCCUCCAUGGCGAUGCAGCUCAUCUUUCCCCACAGUCACAGCCAGAAGUCCUUUACGCCUACGCCGCCAGAAAAGGGUAGUUUCCCAUUGGAUCACGAGGGACUAUGCAAGAAGCUAAUGGUCAAAUACAUGCAGUGCCUGAGGAAAAACGAUAACAACAAUUCUGAGUGCAGAAAGGAAUCCCAGGACUACUUGGGUUGUCGCAUGGAUAACAACUUGAUGGCCAAGGAGGAGUGGAACAAAUUGGGUUUUUAAAUAUGGUCAAGAUACUGCUGGG
Molecule: messenger RNA, 309 nt
Organism: Nicrophorus vespilloides
Lineage: Eukaryota; Metazoa; Arthropoda; Insecta; Coleoptera; Silphidae
Product: cytochrome c oxidase assembly protein COX19
Exons: 2
Coding region: 21-287 (88 amino acids)
Biological process (GO): mitochondrial respiratory chain complex IV assembly
Cellular component (GO): mitochondrial intermembrane space
Source: RefSeq, a predicted model, not a curated record